Messenger RNA from Hyaloscypha bicolor E, 678 nucleotides. Its product is annotated as carbohydrate esterase family 5 protein. The record is from RefSeq and is a predicted model, not a curated record. NCBI's taxonomy places the organism in Eukaryota, Fungi, Ascomycota, Leotiomycetes, Helotiales, Hyaloscyphaceae. The transcript is spliced from 3 exons. Gene Ontology annotation, molecular function: cutinase activity. Gene Ontology annotation, biological process: carbohydrate catabolic process. Gene Ontology annotation, cellular component: extracellular region. Bases 1 to 678 code for a protein of 225 amino acids.
AUGAAAUUCCAAUCUACGGCCAUUGCGGUACUCCUCUACUCUAUCGCAGCGACUCCGGUUCUCAGCAACCCUAUUCAAGAUGUCAGUCGCCUCGAAGCACGACAAAGCGCAACUUCCGAUGAGCUGAAAAAUGGGGCGUGCAAAGAAGUGUUUUUCAUAUUUGCGCGUGGCUCAACCGAAACAGGGAACAUGGGAACCGUGGUUGGUCCUCAAGUAUGUUCGGACCUAAAAUCUGCCCUCGGCGAUAGCGUAGUUGGAUGCCAGGGAGUGGGCUCCCCAUACGAGGCAACUCUGGCAGAUAACUUCUUGCCUCAAAAUACUAGCCCAACGGAUAUCGGGGCUGCCACCACACUCUUCGACUUGGCUGACUCCAAAUGUCCAAAUUCUAAGAUUGUAGCCGGCGGGUACAGUCAAGGAAGCGCCGUCAUGGACGGCUCCAUCCAGGCACUUCCCGCCUCAAUCCAAAACAAGAUCUCUAGAGUCGUUCUGUUUGGGUUCACGCGCAACCAGCAAGAUGGUGGCGAAAUCCCGAAUUACCCUGCAAGUAAAACCAAGGUCUUCUGCGCGGUUGGUGACCUUGUUUGCGAUGGCACGUUGAUAAUCACUGCGGCUCACCUAACUUACGGGGCAAAUGCCCCCGCAGCUGCGAGUUUCCUUGUCCAGCAGCUUGGCUUGUAA